Melanotaenia boesemani (Boeseman's rainbowfish) is the source of this 1228-nucleotide messenger RNA. RefSeq names its product C-X-C motif chemokine 6-like. Gene Ontology annotation, molecular function: chemokine activity; CXCR chemokine receptor binding. Bases 1 to 303 code for a protein of 100 amino acids. Gene Ontology annotation, biological process: cellular response to lipopolysaccharide; inflammatory response; chemokine-mediated signaling pathway. Lineage: Eukaryota; Metazoa; Chordata; Actinopteri; Atheriniformes; Melanotaeniidae. The transcript is spliced from 4 exons. The record is from RefSeq and is a predicted model, not a curated record. Gene Ontology annotation, cellular component: extracellular region.
AUGUCCAUCAUCGUCAAGGGAUUUCUGCUGCUGGCCAUCAUGGUCUGCAUCUCUUACGCCCAGGUAAAUGAAGCAGGACAGCAGUGUCUGUGUCAGCGUGUCAGGAACCGCAUGGAAAAAAGGUCUGAAAUAAAGGACAUCCAGAUCUACCAGGCUACCGUCUUCUGUAGAAAAGUAGAGAUUGUUGUUACCAACAACAACGGCCUUCGCUAUUGCCUGAACCCUGAUCUGAAAGCUGUAAAAAUGAUUGUGACCAACAUUUUAAAUAAUAAAAGAUUGCAGCCACCACUUCCACUGGUUUGACCUCUUCCACUUCCACUCAAACCAAGACCUCAACCCCUUUCUAAUUCUCCUCUUCACCAGCUUGUUAAAGAAGAAGCUUGUUUAAGCUCUGAGCCCUCAACGAAUGUAGAUGUGAACAAGUUGAAACUUGUGAAACUAAGCUAUUUAUCUUGUAUUUAUUCUAAUGUGCUCUUACUACUUACUGUUUAUCUAAUCGUUUUCAUAUUGCUGUUGUGAUCAUGGCCAGGCUGUCUUAUCAGAGGACUACCUUCUCUCCAUCUGCCACUUGGCCUGCCCCACCUUUCCCAGUAGAGAUGUUUCCACUGAAAACAUCCAUUCAUUGCCUCUGAUGUCAGAGGCAAUGAGUGGAUGAAUGGAUCCCUGGUGGUGCCUGGCAGUGGAGUUUCUAUGGUAACUGUCGUGGGAUCCUGCACUGGUAAACACAAGUGUGGAGGAACACAGGCUGAGCAAAGAUGACACCACUAAGCCCACACAUGCAAGAUGCGGGUCAUUUGUUGUUCAUUUGCACUGGAACAACAGCAGCGCCUGAAUAGUGAAAAAAAAGAAAAACACAAGAUCUCUGUGGACAAUGAACGGUCUGGUGAUGACAGGAAGUCACACUGAUAGGCAAACAUAUUAUCAUGAAAAAUACUAGAUUAUUCUGAAUUUAUUUGUAGAAUAAUCCACCUAUUGUUGACAUUUUGAUUUCUAAGAGAUUCGAAUGUAACCACAACACAAAUUUGAAUUUGAACUUUUAAAUCUGAACCACUAGAGGGCAGACUUGUGUUGUUAUCCAUAAAAUGCUUUGCAUAACCCAUCACUCGUUUUAUAACAUCAAAUCCCCUCUAAGCUGAUCAAGCUCCUGCAGUAUUUUUGACAUAGAGGUAUUUGCUAAAUUAGUGUAUUUUUACUUUUAAUAAAUUCACGAAUGGUGUAAGUAUCAGAA